This is a messenger RNA of Linum trigynum, 2262 nucleotides long. Lineage: Eukaryota; Viridiplantae; Streptophyta; Magnoliopsida; Malpighiales; Linaceae. The record is from the annotation of a GenBank genome assembly.
CUUCUCCCAUUCAGCCGAAGACACCAAAAGUCGAGAGACCCACUACUGCAGUUCCGCUUCCGCUUUCCCGCUUCAGUUUCAGUGGUCGUCCAUUUGAGAUUAGAUGGAGACGAAAAUCGCGACGUGUAAUCAACGAAAGUCCCCGGAGCACAGAACCGGCGACAGGCUCAGCUCACUGCCGGACGAAAUCUUAUCUCACAUUCUCUCUUUCCUGAAAACCAAGUACGCCGUCGGCACCGCCGUUCUCAGUCGGCGGUGGAAGGAUCUCUGGACUAGGGUUUCCAAUCUCGAUCUCGACUACCGCUUAUUUUACCACUACCCGACUCCGAACAACAAUGGCGCAUCGUGGUGGGAACAAAUUUCAGAGGUUCGGGGGAGAAGAGAAUUGGGAUUCGCCCGAUUCGUCGAUGGGGGUUCUCAGCCGGCACAAGAAUCUCAAUUCGGUAAACCGUUUCCGCUUACACGUGAUGUCAGAUUUAUCGUUUAAGAUGGAAUUGGGGUAUGAGUCUCUGCUUGAAGAAAUAGAUCUUAGAAAUAGAAUGCAGGAGGAAUUUGAAGGAACGAGUUGUGGCUUUCAGCUUCCGGGGAGCUUCUUCAGUUUGAAGAAUCUGAAAAUUUUGAAGGUCAAGGGUGUUUUAGUAGCGAAUACAGAGGGUUCGGUUGUUCUCCCUAACCUAAAGAUCUUACACCUUGUGGGACUACCGACCAUUGACUGUGAAUCAUUGAAUAGGCUCAUUUCUGAUUGCCCUGUUCUAGAGACUGUUCUUCUAGUGCUUUGCAACCCCUUGUUCUUCGAUGAGAAACGCAUGUUCAUUGCUUCAUCGCGCCAUCUUUGAAGAACUUGACUAUUGUCCAUCGUGACCGCUACACUUCCAUUGGGAUUGAAGCACCCAAUCUAGAGUAUCUUGAUCUUCAACUUGAUCUUCACCUUCAGCCUUUUACUCCCGUUACAGAGUUGCGGUUUCUCGGAGGGAGUAGAGUGUUUUCAUGCCUUGAUUCUGGUGUCGGUUGGUAUUUUCCGGAACCCAGCUAGCUGACGGAGGCCAUUGUAUGAUCGAGUUGUUCAACCAAAUCUCCAAUGCAAAGAGAAUCUGUUUGUUUAACGGGGCUCUUGUAAGCAUCAACAUGACUUGUCACUCUUUUUCUUCCCCUCAUUGAUUCUAUAUUAGUUGUUUAGAACUGAGGUUGUGUUAAUCCUUCUUCUCAGGAUUUUUUUAUCGGUUCUCGAAGAUGAAGAUUAUAAUGAUGAUAGUGUUCAGUUGCCUGUCUUCCCCAAUCUGACACAUUUGACAACUGAUGCACCCUAUCUGCAGCGCAGUUCUGCACGCCUUGCUGAACUCGGCAUCCAAACUACAAUCUCUCGUCUUUCACAAGGUGAGUAUGUGGUUAUUUGCUGUCUAGCUUGGAGGAAGUUGUGGUAGCUAAUUUAUCAGUUGAAACUUAUACGAGACUAGUACCUUAUCUGCUAAAGUUUGGAGCUGUACUGAAGAAGCUAACUGUGGAGUUGAACUUCUUUUUUUCGUCUCCACGCAACAAACCGUAAAGCGCUUGCCUCUUUGUUGAAACUGCCAAGAAGAUCAACCGCAUGUGAAGUUCUUUUUCUUCACGAUGGCAAGGAGAUCCACUUCGAUGACGAUGAAUAGACCUUUGACACCAAUGUGUUGGCUCACAAGAGCGGCUCGAAUGAUGAAAUUACGGUGACUAAUAAGUUGUGGUCCGGAUGAUGGUGUUCAGCUGCCUGUCUUUGCCAAUUCUGACACUUUUUGCAAUGGCUACCCCUGGAAGCAGCUGCUUUCUUCACUCUGUGCUCAACUCGGCCUCCAAAUUACAUUCUGCUGUCUGUCAAUGACCAUUGUCGUUUGCUUUUGUGCGUAAGCGAGUAGCAUAUUUACGUUGAACCUGUGUCCUGACCCCUUCCGACUUGUCCUACAUACAUAUUUAUUAUUCGUGUUGGACAUGAAUUUUUCUUUCGCUCGUCUCAAUCCGAGACCCCAUUAUUGAAAUCAUCAUUUAGGGUCAUUAGUCUUGACAUUUUAUAUACAGACGAUUGAACAUUGACAUAUCUGAAUCGCCUUAACAUAUCCGGACCUGUAACCCUCGUGUGAUUAUCCUUAGAACUAGGUAUAACGAGUAUGAAUAUUAGUGUACCUGGCUGCCUCAUUUCUCAUGUGCAUUAGUCUUUAUUUUCAUGCCUUUCAAGGUUUUCUGAUGUAGCUUGUAUACUUCCAUUCCAUUGAUGGAGAAUAAAGAAUAGUUUUGACU